Amoebophrya sp. A25 is the source of this 1393-nucleotide messenger RNA. Lineage: Eukaryota; Dinophyceae; Syndiniales; Amoebophryaceae. The record is from the annotation of a GenBank genome assembly.
GUGCUUCAUCGUUUGCGUAGUCGUAGCGCCUGGCCGUUGUGCUUCAGGCUUCCCGCGGGGUACUUAAUUGAAUGGAACUAUAGCGGGAAAUUGUAGACGCAGGCCCCCCCAAAAAAAAACGAAUGAAUGAGUGAAUGAAUGAAUGAAUGAAUGCGUGUACGGCUCCGGCCCACGCGAAUGAAUGCGUGUACGAAUGAACGCAGCGUGGGCAACGUCGUUCCCUCAUAUCGUUUACGGACGCAGAGGUGCGGCAGUAGCAGCUGCGGGGAGGUCGCUGGUUAUCAUGUUGUUUUUAUCCUUCUGGUCGUGUGGAGCAUCAUGAUGACGAGCAACAUCUUGAAAAAGCAAUUUCACGGGAGCAAAGAGAGGCCGUGCAGAAAAAGGAUUCGAAUGAUUAUGAUGUAGAACUGUUCCUGAAGAAUGCGAAUAAAGUUUUCGAAAAUUAUAUUGCUAAUCUGAUGCCAAGCGUUCACGCUUUGCUCAGGGAAGGACAAAAGUUUGACCAGAACUACAUCAUGAAGGCCCUUAUAUAUAAAGCGUUACAAGAAUGGCGGAAAACUGCCAGGGAGGUAAAAACCAACAAAAAAAAGGGGAACGAGGAAGAAGACAAUUUGCCUGUCGUGGAGUUUCGACAAUUCCAAGGAUUGUGACGCUUUGUUUCUAAUAAAACACAAAAAGCCUACGAAGAGGCACCGGAACGCUGAAACAUGCCAUACGCUGAACUCGCGUCAGCGCAACGUGAUUUUUGGAAUUUAUGACGCGCAACGUAACUGGAACGGCAAGGAAGCACUCGCAUAGGAUGAACAAGGACGAUAUCCAAUCAAUACUUGCAUAGCAUCGAGAAGAACGAUAACGAUAUCCAAAAAGAAGACGAAGAUAAGCCUUUAAAAAUGUUGCCGUUUUAUUUUUUCAUGAUCGACACGGACAUCACAGGAAUGUCAUUCAGAGAAGUAAUGAAAGAUAAUGAAACUAAGUCAUCAAUCUCUGACAGAAAUAAUCUUUUUUUCCGUCUAGGGUGGCCCGAAAUACAUUUUUUUUCAAGAUUAUGCGAGUUUUUAGGCACGAGAGGGCGAGGGGCCGGAAAUCUUGAUCAUGUGCGUGAACCUCCUAUUUUAACAUUCUACUAAAGUCGUAGCAUCAUGAUUGUUCAGGUAUUAAUCAUCAUGGAUCAUGAUUUCGUUCUUCAUUGUCUUCCAAAACACAGCAUCAAGAAUACAACAUUACAACAGAGAGGAGCUGCAAAGUCAGGCGAGACAGAACAAGAAAAAUUACAAGGGAUGUACAGCAAGGAAAUGAGAUGUACAACAAGGAUACAAGAUGCAUUUUUGGCGCAUUUGACACACUGACUCAUGUGGGACAAUUAAAUGAUCAUCCAUCUUCUGGCCUACUGACC